CGGGUGGGAGUCGGAAAAAGAGGACGAACGACUAGUAGAGGGGCCCUUUUCCUGCCGCAGAUGCGCCCAUAGAGCUUUCUGAAGCGUCAGCAACCAGCUACUGCAGGAACGCGGCGACAUACAAAGAGCUGCAACGCCUUGAGCCCUGAUGCCGAUAGAGGUCGAAGACUGCUAUCAUUCCCAAGCGCAUUACAUCUAUAUCAUCAUGCUGCCCGCUCCUAACCAAGGCGCCUGGCCUACGGCCCCAUGAACCACAUGCACUUGCACGGCCAAUUAACGUACGUCGCGGCUCAUCUCUCGACGUGUCGCAGAAAUGCGCAAUGUGUCGAGUGGAGGCGCUGUCAGGCAUGAUCGAAGUAUUCAGAAACCUUCUCCCCCCAACAAAAAGCAACUAAGUCUAAGCAGCUCCCCGGCGAAUAAAUGUGGCCAAGUUGGCAUAGCAAUGCUACUUCAUUGCACUGGGACCAACAAGGAAACCAGAAGAGAAACCGUAGCACUGCAGCCUAGACGCGGCAACCAGAUCCUAAGACGGGCUGCCCGCACAUAUCGUCACUCGAAGGCCGAGUGUCAUGGAAGAGAUAUAUGAACAGACGGGCCGGUGCAACGACUGCAGAGGACACCGAAGAAGAGCGGGGUGCCUCAGCAGCCGAACAGCGGCAGCAAUCACCUACAGAUCUGUGCGAGAUGAUGACGGACGGUGCCUCUGCUUUCGCCUCCCUCCGCGGCUGGUCCCUUCCCUUCGCCCCUCCCGGUGCCGCUUCGCCAUCGCACGCCCUGCCCUCUGGCCGACCCGCGCUGUGCGAGCGCCAGCACUGCAUCCGAAAAAGUCUGGACUGUGCCCGCUUCGCCCGCGAGGGUCUGCGCUGCACGAGGACAAUGUCCUGCGGACCUCGGUCCAACCGCAUCUUGUUGGCCCCCGUAUGCCCAGAAGCCGCCAGCGGAGUCGAGCUCAGGGCAACAGGUGCGAGGCUGGGCUCCGCCGCCGCUGUCCGCCUGCACGGCGGCUCGCCGCCGUCCUCUGGCGGCGUGCCGUGCCGCUCCAGGCUCUGUGGCGGCCGUGCUCCCAAGCCACGGCAAAUCAGAUCGGCAAGCGGCAGAGAAGCGCGUGCAGCCGCUGAGUCGGAGAGGACGAGGAUGAAGACGAGGAGGAAAGGCAGAAGAAAGAGAGAUAGAGAGAGAGAACAAACAAAAAAAGUUACCCUUACGAAUCAUGCGGAUUGAUCGCCAGCUUGCAUCUACAGCCUAUGGCCGCACGGAAGAAAGACGCAGCGCCUGCAGGAAAAUGGGCACGCGCGAGCGUGGGCCUGGGGUGCUCCACGUGAUCACCAUCCGAAGACCAAGCGCCCAAGAACUCGCGGGAACGUGUGCACGCGCGCCAGAGAAAUCCGCGAUCAUCGAUCGGCUAGGUGUGGUGAUGCGUAGCGACGCAGACAAUUCGGCAGGCUCGUGUCGUGACGAGUUCGGCGGUGGCGUCUGACUCCGCG
Molecule: messenger RNA, 1484 nt
Organism: Prorocentrum cordatum
Lineage: Eukaryota; Dinophyceae; Prorocentrales; Prorocentraceae
Source: the annotation of a GenBank genome assembly